This is a messenger RNA of Anneissia japonica, 2711 nucleotides long. RefSeq names its product zinc finger protein 345-like. NCBI's taxonomy places the organism in Eukaryota, Metazoa, Echinodermata, Crinoidea, Comatulida, Comatulidae. Gene Ontology annotation, molecular function: DNA-binding transcription factor activity, RNA polymerase II-specific; RNA polymerase II cis-regulatory region sequence-specific DNA binding. Bases 262 to 2343 code for a protein of 693 amino acids. The record is from RefSeq and is a predicted model, not a curated record. The transcript is spliced from 3 exons. Gene Ontology annotation, biological process: regulation of DNA-templated transcription.
UCGAUGAUGCAAAGAUCUUAUCCUUGACCCAAAGAUCUUGACCUACCUACUUUUUUUGCAGGAAACACGUGAAUUUAGGUUGAGGGCUUGGCUAGCUUGUUUCCUUCUGUUUCACACCCUUAAGAGCUAGCUACUGUAUAGCCAAGGAGUUAUAAGUUGCUAUAACCAAGUUUGACAUCAUUUGUGAAAAAUAAAUCAGAAAACUUUAAUAGUGAAGACAUAAAAGACUGGCAGAUAUUUAGUUGGAAACUUAUUUAGAGUAUGUACCAGAAUUCUGAAACAAUGGCAGAAGACCAGUUGAGUAAUAAUAUGCCAGUAUUUCCAUCAAAAGUAGUUCCUGGAAGAUCAUUUGUAACACCAAAGGAGAGUGAUGAUAUUGUUCACCGUAUCAAAUUGGAGGAGAGUUGUUCGAUUGGAUACAAUGAUCAACAGUUUGAAUUUGACAGUUUAAGGGAUCAUUUAGAUACAGGCGAGAUGCUUUGUAAAUGUGAAGAAGGCCAAAGAAGACAACAUUUAUCAAUACAUACAGCAGAAACACCAUAUUCAUGUAAAGAUGGUGGAAAGAAAUUUAUUCAAAGUUACAAAUUGCAAGCACAUGUGAGGAUGCAUACAACAGAAACACCAUAUGAAUGUGAACAUUGUGGAAAAAAGUUUAAUCAAAGUAACGACUUGAAAGAACAUUUAAGGACACAUACUGGAGAGACACCAUAUGAAUGUGAACACUGUGAAAAGAAAUUUAAAUCUUGCAUCAGUUUCUCAAGACAUAUGGAAAUGCAUACAAGUGAAACUCCAUAUGAAUGUCAAAAUUGUGGAAAGGCAUUUAUUAGAAGGAGCAAUUUUAAUAGACAUUUAAGGAUACAUACGGGAGAGACACCAUUUGAGUGUGAACAUUGUGGAAAGAAAUUUAGGCAAAGCUACAAUUUGAAAGCACAUUUAAGGACACAUAUUGAAGAGACACCAUAUGAGUGUGAACAUUGUGGAAAGAAGUUCAACCACAAUAAGAAUUUGAAAGCACAUUUUAAAAGAAUACAUACAGAAGAGACAUAUGAAUGUGAACAUUGUGGAUUGAAGUUUAACCGAAGUAACAGUUGGAAAGCACAUUUAAGGGCACACAGAGGAGAAACACCAAAUGAAUGUGAACAUUGUGGAAAGACAUUUACUCUUAAGGGCAAUUUGAAAGCACAUUUAAUGACACAUACUGGAGAGACACCAUAUGAGUGUAAACAAUGUGGAAAGAAGUUUAACCGAAAAAACCAUUUGAAGGCACAUUUAAGGAUACAUACUGGAGAAACACCUUAUGAAUGUGAUCAUUGUGGAAAGAAAUUUAAAUCCAAAAGCAAUUUCACAAGACAUAUAGUGAUACAUACAAGAGAAACCCCGUAUGAAUGUCGAAAUUGUGGAAAGAAGUUUAACCGAAAUGACAAUUUAAAAGCGCAUUUAAGGAUACAUACAGGAGAAACACCAUAUGAAUGUGAUAAGUGUGGACAGAAGUUUAACCAAAGUAAAAGUUUGAAGGCACAUUUAAGGAUACACACGAGAGAGUCACCAUAUGAAUGCGAUAAUUGCGGAAAGAAGUUUAACCUAAGUAAAAGUUUGAAAGCCCAUUUAAGGAUACACACAAGAGAAACACUUCAUGAUUGUGAACAUUGUGGAAUGAAGUUUAACCGAACUGAUUUGAAAGCACAUUUAAAGAUACACAGAGGAGAGAUACUUUAUGAAUGUAAACAUUGUGGAAAGAAAUUUAAUCAAAAAAGUGGUUUGAAAAGCCAUUUAAGGAUACAUACAGCAGCGAAAGUAUAUGAGGGUAAGCAUAGCGGAAAUGAAUCUAACCGAAGUAACUAUUUUAUUACACAUUUUAGGAUACACACAGGAAAAGCAGCUUAUGAAUGUGAAAAUUGUGGAAAGAAGUUUAACCAAAGUAACAAUUUGAAAGCACAUUUAAGGACACACACUGGAGGAACACAUGAUGUUGAACAUUGUGGAAAGACUUUUAACCAAAGUAACAAUUUGAAAGCACAUUUAAGGACACACACUGGAGGAACACAUGAUGUUGAACAUUGUGGAAAGACUUUUAACCAAAGUAACAAUUUGAAAGCACAAUUAAGGGGACACACUGGAGACACACAGGAUGUUGAACAUUCUGGAAAGACUUUUAACCAAAGUAACAAUUUGAAAGCACAUUUAAGGACACACACUGGAGACACACAGGAUGUUGAACAUUGUGGAAAGACUUUUAAUCAAAGUAACUAUUUGAAAAUGCAUUUUAGGAUACACACAGGAAAAAAGAGAGACCAUAUGAAAUUGAAGAUUGUGGGAAGAAAUUCUAACAAAAAAAAUAUUUGAAAAAGCAUUGAUGGUACACACAGGAGAAACUCCAUAUGAAUGUGAAUAUUGUGGAAAGAAAUUUUGGCGAAGGAGUAAAAUGAACGCACAUUUGAGGAUACACACUGGCAAGACCCCAUAUGAAUGUGGAAAUAAAUAUUUAUUAUUGGCAAAGGAGUAGCAUAAAUGCACAUACUGAAGGGGAACCAUAUCAUUGUAUAACACCAUAUGAUUGUAAACAUCAGUAUUUUAUCAGAAAACAAAAUUUGUGUGUUGUUAAUAUAUUCGCAUUCCAGUGUUAUAGUUUUUGAUAUGUAGUCUUGAAGGUUGCACAUCUACAAAAGAGGAAUGUACUGUAUGCCAAAAUCUGUAGUGUCAUGUCAGAUAAU